Molecule: messenger RNA, 1801 nt
Organism: Carcharodon carcharias (great white shark)
Lineage: Eukaryota; Metazoa; Chordata; Chondrichthyes; Lamniformes; Lamnidae
Product: serine/threonine-protein phosphatase with EF-hands 2-like
Exons: 16
Coding region: 1-1689 (562 amino acids)
Biological process (GO): negative regulation of MAPK cascade; detection of stimulus involved in sensory perception
Cellular component (GO): nucleus; cytosol
Molecular function (GO): manganese ion binding; protein serine/threonine phosphatase activity; Hsp90 protein binding
Source: RefSeq, a predicted model, not a curated record
AUGCCCUCCAACACUGAAGAGCAGCCUGCAGUUCAGAUACUGCUAGUGGCAGGAAUUGAUGAGUUUGUGCCCGAGAGCCAAGUGAAUACCAGUGUGCUGCUUUUGAAGCAUAGGGCGGUGAAAAAGAAAAAGAUUUUUGAAGACCACGAGAUCAUGGGAUGUGGUAGUUCUACAGUUAAUACUAAUUCACUGAAGAGGACAGUAAAAGAACAUCACUGCACAGCUGGGACAGCCAUUAAGGCUGCCAUUCUCAUUCAGAGGUGGUAUCGUCAAUACGUUGCCCGGUUGGAAGUUCGCAGGCGGUGCACGUGGAGUAUUUUUCAAUCCAUUGAAUAUGCAGGAGAGCAGGAUCAGAUCAAGCUCCACAACUUCUUCAGUUAUUUGAUGGAACACUUUACUCCAGCUUCUGGUAAUGAAUAUGAUCAUAUUUCCCACAUUUUCACUCAGACAGAUGAGUCAAGUACAGAAGUAGAACCGGAUAAUCACUCUGUCUACCAUAACAUUGAGAUUUCAGAAUCUUAUGUUGGACCCCAGCUCUGUUUCCCUCUCACUCCUGCACAUGUAACUACCUUACUGGAAGCCUUCAAAGACAAAAAACAGCUUCAUGCUCAAUACGUACUACAGCUUCUGAAUGAAACCAGGAAACAUCUGGAGCAUUUGCCAAAUAUCAACCAUGUUUCUACCUGUUAUAGUAAAGAGAUUACAAUUUGUGGUGAUUUACAUGGAAAAUUGGAUGACUUGUUUUUAAUAUUCUAUAAGAAUGGGCUUCCAUCACCAGAAAAGGUGUAUGUCUUUAACGGAGACUAUGUUGACAGAGGAAAACAUUCUGUUGAGAUUCUGCUGAUCUUGUUUGCAUUUCUACUUGUUUAUCCAAAGGGAGUCUAUCUAAACAGAGGAAACCAUGAAGAUUAUGUCAUCAAUUUAAGUAAGAAAUUACUUGGUCAAGUUGUCUCCAUUGUUGAAAAAGUGCCUGAACUGUAUAAAUUUUGUUUCUACAGCAGGUUUGUCCUGACCAUAUUUUCUGCUUCUAAUUAUUAUGAAGUUGGCAGUAACAGAGGAGCUUAUGUGAAGCUUGGUCCUGACCUUGUUCCUCAUUUUGUACAGUAUCAAGUUAGUCAAAGUACUCGGAAGUUAACCCUGAGACAAAGAGUGAGUAGAGUUGAAAGGUCAGCACUAGGAGCUCUGCGGAAGAAGAUUUUUGCCCAUAAAUCAGACCUGAUCAGUGCAUUUGAGUAUUAUGAUAAGAAUAAAACAGGUAAAAUUUCACUGAAUGACUGGGCAAAUGCUCUGGAGACGAUCUUAGCUCUGGGUCUGCCAUGGCGUGUUUUGCGAUCCCAACUUGUGCCCAACACUCCUAAAGGACUUCUGAAUUUUUACUCAUGGUUUGAUGAUCUUGCCAUAGAGAAGCCCAUUGCACAGCACAUACAACCCAGUUUGCUAGAAAUGCUUUACAGAAGCAGGUCUGACCUGGAAACCAUUUUUAGAAUUUUUGACAGUGACAACUCAGGUCUGAUAUCAUUUCAGGAAUUUCAAAAAACUUGUAAACUCCUCAGUUCUCACCUUAAGAUUGAUAUUAGUGAUAAAGCCAUUGGUGACCUAGCUCGCAGCAUGGACUUCAAUAAGGAUGGAAGUAUAGACAUUAACGAGUUCCUUGAGGCUUUCCGUCUGGUCGAUAAAUCCAAUUACUAAGAUGGAGAUGCUGGUUUGCUGAUAAUUCCACAAUUGAGCAUGAUGGAUUAAGCAAAGAAUAAAAAGGAAGAUAAUCUCCAAGUGAAGUUGUCAUGGUGACGGAUGGAUUUAU